This is a messenger RNA of Acanthopagrus latus (yellowfin seabream), 883 nucleotides long. RefSeq names its product C-C motif chemokine 24-like. The transcript is spliced from 4 exons. Bases 92 to 376 code for a protein of 94 amino acids. Gene Ontology annotation, biological process: monocyte chemotaxis; inflammatory response; cellular response to interleukin-1. NCBI's taxonomy places the organism in Eukaryota, Metazoa, Chordata, Actinopteri, Spariformes, Sparidae. Gene Ontology annotation, molecular function: CCR chemokine receptor binding; chemokine activity. Gene Ontology annotation, cellular component: extracellular region. The record is from RefSeq and is a predicted model, not a curated record.
CGGCUCCUCACAGCAACACCUUCACUCUCCUGAAGAGACUCAUCCAGAAGCAACCAACCUGAGCUCACAGCCGCGAAAGAAAAACGGAGACAUGGCCUCUCGAGUUGCAGCUCUGUUCUUGCUGGGUGUCAUCUGUGUUGGGUUAGCAUCAGGUCAGAUUGCGGUGGACUGCUGUCUGAAGACAACUGACAAGUUUUUGCCGCUCAAUCGCAUUAAUGGCUAUGUCAUCCAGGAAGCUGGGCAAGGCUGUGACAAAAGCGCUACCGUGUUCAUUACAAAGACUGGAAGAACACUGUGCUUCUCCCACCACAGCAAACUGCAGUGGGUGAAAGGUCACAUUGAGGCUCUGGACGCAAGACAGCGGGCAAAGGAAUAAAUCAGGUGUAAAGAGAAGUGGACUCCUUGAAAGGAUGGCUGACGAUCAAGAAGGACCGACCCGAGACUGAGAGCUGAGGACAGGAGCCACCUUCACUUCAGUUUCUGCUCAGUCUCUCAGAUGUUGUACUGUAGAUGGCGAAGAGUUUGAGAGGAUUGCUGAGGAAUCAUCACUUUGUCUUAUCUAUGAUGAUAUUCAUGCCAGUGAAUCAGAAAAUGUACAGAUCUGAAUAAUGUUUCUCCUCAUUUGUGGUGACAAACUCGCUUUUCUCUUUUUCCAUUUCCCCUUUUCUUGUGAUGAUCCCUGUUUGUGAGAAACAAUAUUUGCCUUAUCUUGCCUAGAGGGUAAAGCUAUGCAGCUGUGUGUGUUUGUUUCAGUCUGUUGUAAGAUGAAUGAUGUUUGACAAGUAUCACGAUGUUCUGAAAUUUCAAUGCUGUUUGUGUCAGCAGUUGUACAAAGUGUUUGUGUGUCAAAACUGCUGUUCAGAGUUACUCUAAAAAUAAAGUU